Molecule: messenger RNA, 7813 nt
Organism: Schistosoma spindalis
Lineage: Eukaryota; Metazoa; Platyhelminthes; Trematoda; Strigeidida; Schistosomatidae
Source: the annotation of a GenBank genome assembly
GUACUCACAAAUACAACAAAUCUACUUUAUUGCUCUGUAAACCUAUAAUACCAAUUCUAUGUCCAACGUAAUUCCAUAAUUAUUGAUUAAAUUGCGCUUUGUUAUCUAAAAUAUUUAUGAUCACGAAGUGUGAAGUACUAGAGUAAAGGUUAUCUCCAACAUACUAAGUUGUUUAAUUAUUGAUUAUUUUCCUUGUUCACUCAUUAAUUAUUGGAUUAAUUUUGAAACUGGCGAAGUUCACAGGUUAUAUGCUAUGUAUUUACAUUCACCAAUUACUACAAUUACUUCAACUGAUAGUAGUAGUACGUCUACCAUCGCUACAAACAUAAAUACGACUAGUAGUUUGACAGCGACAUCUAAUCCUAUUGACCCAUCGAAAUUGGAUAUAAUGAACACAAUGAGUAAUCCAGCAUGUUGUAUACCAUCAAAUAAUAUUAUUCAACCACCUCCAAUUAUACCUAAUCAUGGAUUAACUAGUCUGCUUUCAAACGUAGCCUCAAAUCUAUCUGCACAUCAAAAUCAUCAGAACAACUUUUUAAAACCAUCUCUAGUUCCUACUGGACGAACAUCAAAUGCUCAACUGUUACAAUUGUUAAGAAAUGUUACCUCUUCUUUACCAUCAUCUACUGUUUCACACCCAAUAUCUCCAAGGAAUACAAGAAAUACACCUGUAUUAUGUGACAAUAAUCAUACCUUGUCUGAUUCCACAUCUCAAGUACCUACAAUAUCAACAGCGUCAUCGACUGCAAUCCCAGCUACGGAUUAUUUAUCUUGUAAUAAUGAUCAAACACUUACUUUGAAUUCACAAUCCAAUAGGACGUCUUCAAAUCUUUCAACUGUGAAUGGUCCCAGUCUGCUACCGGAUUUUGAGAUGUUACUCACCAAUUCAAAUCCGAAUAUGAGUGAUUUUAUUUAUUGUUUAGUUCAGUCAAUUCUAUUCAAUCAUGCAAAUACUAGACAUAAAGUUAAAUCCAAGAAAGAAACACCUCCAUUGGAUUCAGCUGCCUUACUGUCUCUUCUUUCUGGGACAGGAAAUUUAAACCCUUCUAGUUGUUCCACUGGUUCACUCACAAAUCCUUUAAAUCCUCUUAGCACCUUAUCUUCUGAGAUAGAUGGUGCCAAUUGCAAUAUUCAUUUACGUCAAGUCUUGGAGUCGUUAAUCAGUUUAUCAGUUUCUCCUGCAUUUGAUCAGUCUUCUCCCCAUAGUUUAUUGUCUAACGACAUGCUUGACAGUGGAUCAUUAAGCCAAACCUUUCAACAGUUAACUAAUUUAUCUAAUCGUAAAGCAACGACUGGAAUUCAGAAAGUGUCACCGUCUGGUCAAAUUUUAUCCAAUGAAAGUAGUAACAGUACAAAUCCUCCAGGCAACGUUUCUUUUGAUCUUCUUGCACAACUAUCUGCUGCUGCUGCGGCUGCUGCCGUAACUCCUCCGCCUUCCAAUAUUGUGAAUCAGCUUGGAAAUUUGGCAACUGAUGGAUUCAAUCCGAUCUUCCCAACUGAUGAAAAUUUAUCAUCCGCUUUGCAGAGUCUUUUGUUUAAACAAAUGUUGAAUAUUAAUACGGGAUCAAAUGCUUAUACAUCUCACCUUGGACCGGGAAGGAAUUCCGUAUCUAAUAUUUCUCAAUCUGGACAAUAUACUAGUCUAAAGGAUUGUCGAUCGAUGAGCAACGAUGAAUCUAAUUGUAGUUCGGAAAAGUUGAUUCCACCAACCUAUUCACUAGCUUCAAGUUUUUUAUCUCUUCACUCUCCAAAUAGUACUAAUAACUGUAGUAAUAACAGCAAUCCUCGUAAUUCGUUUGUCCGACCAUCUUCAAGGAUAUCACCUGAACCUAUUACAUUGGCUUCUAGCCCACCCUCUUCAUCAUCUACACCAUCUUUCAUUUGUCCUAAUCAGUCUAAUCCUCCUACUGGGGAAUUUUAUCCUCCAAAUGAAACUGUGGCAUCGUCACCUAAUUCUCUACUUUUAAAUGGCUGUACUGUUGUCGGUACAUCACCUAACACUGGUUUGAAUAUGAAUCAAACAGCUGUAAAUUUAUCGAAUGACAACCAAUCAUGGGAACCAUGUAAAGUUUGUGGAGAUAAAGCUUCAGGACGACAUUACGGUGUUGUAUCAUGUGAAGGAUGUAAAGGAUUUUUCAAACGUUCUAUUCGAGGACACGUCAGCUACGUAUGUCGCAGUGAACAAAAUUGUCUUGUAAAUAAAGCCUAUCGUAAUCGUUGCCAAUAUUGUCGGCUACAAAAAUGUUUAGCUGUUGGCAUGCGUUCAGAAGCUGUGCAAAAUGAACGUAGACCUACAAAUACAUUUGCUUUGAAUUUUUUAAACGAUAAUUCAGGUAAUUCAAAUUGUACAACUACUGGUGGCAGUAGUAAUAUGAAUAACGGCAGUUCACCUAAUCCUAGUAUAUCUACUGCAUCUGUUACUUCUACGACGACGACGACAACAACAACAACUACUACUUCUGCUAAUAAUGGUAAUAAUAAUAGUCACACUUCAACAUUUGGACCAUCAGUAUCAAACGUUCGUAAUAGUUCACCACAAUCUCAACAAAUAUCAUGUAAAAUUGAACCGAACUCAGAAGAAUUGGAAGAUGAAGACCGUAAUAAUCAUUCGGAAUUUACAACACAGAAAUCUGAGGAGGGCCAAUUAUCAUCUCAUAGUUCUCCAUCCAGUUCUUCUCGGUCAGUGCCAUCAACGUCUUCAGGAGUGACAACAAUGGGACUGUUAUCAUCAUCAUCAUCGGUGUUGGCACCAGGAGUCGUAGGAUCAAAGCAUUUAGAUGAUAAUCACUUCACAGGAACCAAUAAAAACUCUGCUUUAAGUGAUAUUUCAUCUUCAUCAUCGUCAUCUUCCUAUUCAGCUACAGUAGCCGAUGUUGAAACCAAUGAUCCCAAUAAUGCAUCCUACUUACAACAUGAUAUUAAGCCUCCUGUAAUACAAAAUUCAGUAGGAUUAAAAUUUACACCAGGUUUGUGUAGCUCACCCCAAGCUACAUCACAUUCCCUUCAGCAACCUCCUGCUGUUUGUUCAUCCACUUCAGCAUCAUCUUUCACUCGUCAACGUUCAUUAACUGCAGUGAGUAGUAGUAGUGUUGUUAAUAACAAUAGUACAGCUUAUGCUAGUGCAUUACCCGCAUAUAGUAAUGUGUUAGAAGGUUGUCAUACAACUAGUCACCUGGAUCCAGACUGUGGAAUCGCCAAUUUCAGCCGUUGUAUGAAUCGAAACACUCUUCUUAGUUCACAGCUUUUCGAUAUACCUGAUAAUAAAAGAGGUGCAACACAAGAAUCUUAUUCUCGGAGAACGACUUCUUUCUCAAACACACCAUGUUCAUCUUCAACAGCUGUGUCAAAUCAUCAGGAUCCUUUACCACUUUUUGAUGAUACAGGUGGAUUAAAUUUGAAUGAAUUAACUAAGUUAGCCUUGAAUAAUAUAAAUUCCUUGCAAUCAUCGUCAUCAAAUCAACAAGGACGAAGUUUAGCCGCGCUAUACACUUACUGGUUAGCUGCCGCAGCAGCAGCUGGAUCUUUAAAUCCUUUACAUCAUCGGCACAAUGAAAAUCAUCAUCAUCACCACCAACAACAGAAUCACUCGGUGCAUUUAUCCACUUCAAAUCAAAAUUUCAACCCACUUGAUAUGAAAACUUCACUAUCAUCAUUGAAAACAGCACAACCUUCACCUGUGACCACUACAUCAACAAUAAUUGACUCAAAUCAAAAUUCUACACCACAAUUUAGUAUGAAAACAAAUCCAAAUAGUUUGUUUGGACAACAUUGUAAUUUAGAAAAUCAGCUACUUACUAAUGGUUUAAAUCAUUCGUCUAAAUCAUCAUUAUUAUCUAGUGCAAGCAGUCAUUCAGAUGCUUUAAAUGUGUUGAUGUCGAUUAUGUUAAAUUCAUCAGAUCAUGUUGGACUCAAUAAUUUCAAUGCUUUGACGGAUGCAGUUAAUUCAACCACAGCACAUUUACAAAAAACAUCAAUCAAUCAUCAUUCUCACCAGCAACAUCCCUUUAUGCUUCAACAUCAUUCUCAUCAGCAUCAAUUACAGAUGGGUUCUUCAAAUUCUCACCACUCAUCCACUUCACCGAGUACACUUGAAAUACCUGUUCCUUCCACGUCAUCUUCAUGCUUAUCAGCUUCGCUAUUUGGUCUCAAUAACACUAUAUCAACUAUGAAUAAUAAUAAUAAUACCAAUAAUAAUGGUAAUGAUAAUAAUAGUACCAUGCAUCCUGUUGUUAACAAUAAUUCGCCAUUCAUACCAGCACCUCCACCAAUCAAGUCAACAAAUUUAAUACAACUAUUGUGCAAACGUACUUCAAAUAGUCAGACAAGUACUUUAAUGGAUACUGACGAUAAAUCUAAGAGUGGUUCUUGCGGUAGUAUGGUUGCUACUACUGCUAAUGUUAGAGGAAGACGAAGUAGUAAUAGUAGCACUGCUAACAAUAUGGAAGAGAAUACACACGAGUCUGGUGAACUACUCAAUAGUUAUCGAGAUGUAAGCAGUCAUUUACUACCGAAAAAGUUUGAGCUUACUUCAUCAUCCGAUGUAACAGCAUUACGAUCAGAAAAUGAAUUAUUAAAUCCAUCUCCGAAGAAAGAGGAAACAAAUUGGUCAAGAAGUCGUAAACGCAAAAUGCAUUAUUCGUUUCCUUCCGAUGUUAAUAACAAUGCCAGAUCAAUCCGUCGACGAACACAAAGUAGUAAUUCAUUGCAACCUGACACAAAUAAUUCUAUUGGAUUAACUGGUACGCGAGAAACAUGUGAAGAUGAUGAUGAAAGUCGGCUAAUGGAAUGUGUUUCUGAAUGUACCAAAUCUCCAGAUGAUUCUAGACCUAAUAGUCCUUUGGUCGGGCCAGUUUUAUUGAAUUCAAUGUUUGAUUUAAAUGCACACGUUUUCAAAGCGUAUCAAGAUAAUAAUAAUAACAAUCGAUCUCUUAGUAUAUCAAGUGAAUUAGCUUCACGGGUUCUGUUUCUUACUGUGGAUUGGUUACGUCGUUUUGAUGGUUUGAAGCGUCUACCAAUUGGAGUUCAACGUGAUUUAGUGGCUAUUUCCUGGUCUGACCUUUUUGUGCUUGGAUUAUGUCAAGCAGCUGACCAAAUUAAUCGUUCUCAGAAUCAUAGGCCAAAUCAAGAAACAAACGACUCGCAACCAACAAAUAGCUUAUGUGCACAAAACGACAUUAAUUCUACAAGAGUUAGGCAAAUCUCAGUAGAACAACAAACAAAUUCUCCUUGCAAUAUUGCACCAACUAGUUCAUUUAAAUCCAAUAGUUUUGAUUCAUCAUCAUCUUCACAUAUUUCACCUAUCAAAGAACCAAUGGAUACUUCAUACUUAAAGACAAAUUCUUCAUCAUCUUCGGCUGUGAUAGAACUAGUGGAACAGCUGAUGAAACAAUUCUCAGGAGCUGAAGUUGACACACAUGAAUAUACUUAUCUUAGAUGUAUGGUUAUACUUAGCUCCGGUAGGUAAAAUGAUAUUAUUUAUUUUAAUGUUACAUUGUUUUUUUUUUACAUAUUCUAUUACCAUUAAAUAAAGUUGAGUUAGUUAUUAUUACGUCAUAUUCAUUUAAAAUAAUAUCUAUUGUUAAACGGUAGGUAAAAUAGUAUAAUUUUUCUUUAGCAAUGAUUCAAAGGAAAUCAUUUUUUUUCUUUACAUGAAAUUUUACAUUAGUUCUCAUUGAGCUGAAUGUCGAGAACUAACUACUGAUUAAUUAUUGAUUCAUAUAUUGAUAUAAGACUACAUUAAUUAAUUUUGGGAAUUAUUUUCUUUUAGUUCAUAUAUAUCUAUUGAUUAUCAAUAUUAUUUAUAGACUUUCUUGAUCUUAACUUCAGUUUGUAAAAGUUCUAAUCAGUAUAGGAUUACAUUUUAGAUAUUAUUAUACUGUCAUAUUCAUUAGUUUAUUGGAUAUAAAUUUACCUAUCCAUGAUAAUUUCAAACUAAUCUUAUUCAACAAUAGGAAUUUAUAGACAUUGUACAACUUUUAAUAAAUUCUUGUUUUACUAAUUUUUCAAGGUCGUUUAUGCAUCAAUGCAAGAGAUGCCAGCCUAGCUAAACAAAUUACUGAUAUGGAAUCACGUGUAUUAAGCGAAUUUUCUGAAUUCUUGUCUACACGUGCAGCAUCCUCUACAACUACUGGUACUGGUUCUCUUUCAUCGAAAAGAACAAAACCUAUUAUUAAAAGAGUUCUUAUAUUGACACAGUUAUUAUCUACACUACGCUACUUAGAUCCAAAAGAUUUAGAAGAAGCAUUUUUCUCAAAUUUACUUGGUUCUGUAUCGAUUGCUCAGAUCCUCCCAUACUUACUAGAAUCAAAUGACCUAUUUACUCAAAGUCAAUUAGUAAUGAAUUCAUGCCUGCCGGAUAAUUCUCUGGAUUACAAGCCCGGUUUAAAUCAUGUCAAACCUCCUAACAAACAAGCUUCGAGGUCUGGUUUGGAAGAUAGUGUGACAAAUUUCACCGGGGAUUCUCUCCCUAAUAAUAUGACGGAGAAAAUUGAUAAUUCUUCCUCUUCGUUGUUACUCCGCCCUGACCAGACGUCUCCACAGAGUAGAUCAGCUUCUUGUGAGAUUACAGUCACAAACAUUGAACUAAACAGUCAAAACACAGAACCAGUAAAUAGUAUAUCAUUUGCGAACGACGAAACUAAUGACUUAGCCUAGGAAUCAGUGUUAGGAUACAUAAUAUUUAAUCAUAGAUGAAAUAGUUUCCCUCCUAUAACGUCUUUCUUAUCAAACCGCAUCAAAUUUGAAAGGACUGAGAAGAUAAAGCGCCUUCUUGCUUUCAGCGCCAUUCCGUUCAAAAGAUUACUGCUUAUUAAGUUCUAUGCUGAAAACAAAUAUUUGAAGUGGUUUUACAUGACAAAAAUAGAUAAUUAUAAUACUUAACAAAAUAUGAACUAGCGAUUAUUUGUGCCAGUAUAAAAAGGGUGGUUUCAACGUUUAUCUUCUUCUCAAGAUCUUUUCAUUCAGUAAUUAUAAAAAGACGAAAUUUGUACAUUUUUCUAAAUUCUUCGUUUACAGACAGAAUGAGGGUUGUAGUUACUAAUUUACACUUUCCAGUUUAUACACAUUAUACAUUCAGUCUUUGAUGAUAUACAGCUACCUCAUCUCUCUGUACACCAGGUUUAAUACGUAUUCGUUAUUCUUGUUUCAUGUUGUUGAUGAUACAAAACAUUUAAAUUGGAAGAUCCUCUUAAUCAUUCCUAUAAUUUACCUAUAUAUAUAUACUCACCUAUAAAUAUGUAUACAUGAGCCUACUUUUUACAGCUUUUAAUUUUUUGUCCCGUUUAAUGAUUUCAGAUUAUUUAUAUCGUAAACAAACAUCAUAAAUUUGGCAAAGCUUUUUUAUUAUCUAUACAUUUGUUGUCUUGCUUAAAUAACUUUACUAUCUAUUGAUAAUGAUUUAAACUGUUAUGAUUUCAAACUACUGAUAUGAUUUCUAUUCACUCGACUAUUGUGUAUUAAUUGAGAGUAAAGACAAUAAUACUAAUUGUUAUUGACGGACAAAGAGCGCCAUCUCUUGAUUUUGUGAUUUGAAUCUAACUCAACUAAUUUAUUUAUGGGUGAACAAAUAUUACAUAAGUACACUAGUGAGUGGAUCAGGAACUCGGGGUACUCUUAUACUUCGGUUGCUUUCACCUUUUACUAUUUUCUUUGCCUAUGAAAAUCCAUAAUGUAUUUAACUAUUGUUGUGUGAUAUCUUGAAUAUGGAAUUAACAUUUUACUUCUCUUUCUAUCUUGUUUUUGUUUUGUGCCUGUACUCCAAAUGUAGAUGUGUUAAUAACCGUGAUUUAAAUAUUAAAAUAAUAUUGUAAGUCUA